Molecule: messenger RNA, 3829 nt
Organism: Frankliniella occidentalis (western flower thrips)
Lineage: Eukaryota; Metazoa; Arthropoda; Insecta; Thysanoptera; Thripidae
Product: ALK tyrosine kinase receptor
Exons: 12
Coding region: 219-2102 (627 amino acids)
Biological process (GO): protein phosphorylation; positive regulation of kinase activity; multicellular organism development
Cellular component (GO): signaling receptor complex
Molecular function (GO): ATP binding; transmembrane receptor protein tyrosine kinase activity
Source: RefSeq, a predicted model, not a curated record
CGGGGCUGUCGCUGCUGCAGGGCGGGCUCGGCGGCCGCGGCUGCAGGAACAGCACCUCCGGCAAGGGCGACGGCGGCUUCGGGGGCGGCGGCGGUGGCUGCGCGGCGGGCGGUGGCGGUGGCGGCUACUCGGGCGGCAACGCGUGGACGGAGCGCUUCUACCACGGCGAGGGCGGCUACUCCGUGGUGCUGGCCGGCUCGCAGCGGCAGGUCACCCCCAUGGCGCACGACGGGCCCGGGGAGGUCAUCAUCAUCCCCGGCAUCAAGGGCUGCGACUGCCAGUACCACUGCGCGGCGCUCAACGCCAAGCGCUCGCUCGUGCAGUGUGUGUGCCCGCCCGGGGAGCGCGUCAACGGCAACACCUGCAAACCGGAGAGCCAGGACAUCGCCGACUACGUGCUCGUCGGCCUCGUGACCUUGGUCGUGGUCCUCUUCAUCCUGCUGUCCGCCAUUGCCUUUUACACCUACAACAAGUUCCAGAAGCGCAAGGAGCUGCAGCUGCGGCGCAAGACGCCCAGCGGCGCCGACCUGCAGCUGCGCAACCUCCGUAACGACCUGAUGACCGAGACCAACCCCAACUACGAGUUCGCCGGCGAGCGCUACACGCUCAAGGACCUGCGCGACGUGCCGCGCGAGCACCUGCGCCUCACCCGCGCGCUCGGCCAGGGCGCCUUCGGCGAGGUGUACGAGGGCCUGUACAAGAUGCGGCCGGGCGACGCCGUCGAGAUGCCCGUCGCCGUCAAGACGCUGCCCGAGCUCUCCACGCUGCAGGCCGAGAACGACUUCAUGCUGGAGGCACUCAUCAUGGGCAAGUUCAACCACCCGAACAUCGUGCACCUGAUCGGGGUGUGCUUCGACAAGCACCCGCGCUACAUCGUGCUGGAGCUGCUGUCCGGCGGCGACCUAAAGACCUUCCUGCGAGAGUCCAGGCCGCGAAACGACCGGCCGUCCGCCCUCAACAUGAAGGACCUGCUCAUGUGCUGCGUGGACGUGGCCAAGGGCUGCAAGUACUUGGAGGAGAACCGCUUCAUCCACCGAGACAUUGCGGCGCGCAACUGCCUGCUCACGGCCAAGACCCCCGGGCGCAUCGUCAAGAUCGCCGACUUCGGCAUGGCGAGGGAGGUCUACAUGUCGGACUACUACCGGAAGGGGGGCAAGGCCAUGCUGCCCAUCAAGUGGAUGCCGCCGGAGGCGUUCCUGGACGGCAUCUUCACGACGAAGACGGACGUCUGGUCGUACGGCGUGCUGCUCUGGGAGGUCAUGUCCCUGGGCUACAUGCCGUACACGGGAUGCGCCAACCGCAACGUCAUGUCGCUCGUGGUGUCCGGCGGGCGCCUGGAGCCGCCGCCCAACUGCCCGUCGCUCGUGUACGCCAUCAUGACGUCGUGCUGGCACCCGGAGCCCCCGCAGCGGCCCGACUUCGCCACCAUCCUGGAGAAGCUCGCGGGCUGCCUACAGGACCCCGAGACGCUGGCGACACCCCUCAAGCCCAUGAUCGGGCUCACCGAGUCGGGACUCCAAAUUAGGUACAACCGGGACUUUGAAGCGAUCUCCAAGUCGCUAGCGCUUGCACACGGCUGGCUAUUCGACGGGAAGGACGCGGACGUGCUCACCUCUCCGCCCGCCCUGAGCGUGGCGCCGUCGGCCUCCACCGAGCUGUCCAACCUGUCCUCGCCCGUGGACCAGGAAGCCGUCGAGAGGAUGGAGCGCUCGCCCACGGCCGACUACCUGGUGCCCACCAUGCCCCUGGGCAUCGCCCUCACGCCCAGCCACGUCGCGCUGCCGUCCGCACCGCCCGUGCCCCACCGGCCGCCCCUGGGGCCCGCCCCCGGGGGCGGUGAGGGCUGGCUGCCCGGCACCACCCCCACCCGGUCCCACUCGAAGCAGCCGCUGCUCCAGGGCGACAGUCGCGACAGCCGCGACAGUCGCGACAGCCCCGGCUCCAGCCUCGGCGGCAGCCUGGCGCAGCUGGCCAACGGCAAGGCCGUGUCGCCCAACCCCCUGCCCCUGGACCCGGCCCUGCUCGUCCGGCCCAACCCCAAGCUGAGGACGGAGGCGGACGGCGCCCCGUCACCCAUCGCCGACGCCGAGAUCACCUGCUGAGCGAGCCAAGAGUGGUCGCCGUCAAAGGGUCGCCGCCAGGGGGUCGCCGUCAAGGGCUCGCCGUCAAGGGGUCGUCGACAUCGCCAACGCACAAAACCGCUCAAAAUAACAGAAAAAAAGAGAGAGAGGAAUAAACGCUCUGCCGCGUUCUGAGCGUCGUGUUUGUGUUUGUUGUUUUUCUAUUUCACUCUCGGGGAAAUGGUGCUUUGGUGAGUGCGGCGCGGUUAGCGUGUUUUGUGAUAUAAAGAAGCUUUCCAUUAUUCCGUUUGACCCUGGUCGGUCUCCGGUACUUAAGUCGACUGUAAGCCUCUUACUACACCCUCAGCCUCGUACUGACCUUCUCGUGAGUUACUUUAGUGUUUUCUUAGUCUUUCAUCGGUCGUACGUUAGUAAAUUAGGUCGUUCACCAACAAUGCUGUUCACUUAUUUGUCAGUUUGUUCGUGUUACUUCCCGCUGCUUCGAUUUCUUAAGUAUGUAACGAAGGGAAAUGUCAGUACGAGUCCGAGAGGGUAGCUAAUCAUGGUUGUGAAAUCUAGUCUCCCUCCACCGUGUCCCCUCGUUUCGCCGAAAAGGAGAGGUUCCACUCGGAAACCUUUUCAGCGGCCUCGCGUCGAUUCGAUUUACGUGACGAAAUAUAUUCACCUUAUCUUCGGCCAACGCUGACGUCGUCUGUAAUUUCUGCUCGAGGUGUGGCCAAAGGGCUGAGGGAUGGUUGAACGGUGAAUCGCACAGCGGAGUCCUCCGCUUGUCGUGUGAUGAGGUACCGUCAAAUGAUGUAAUAUGGACCAUGCGUGGUAAUUUGGACCACCUCAUUGUGGCUGCCAUGGGACAUAUUUUGAUAUCUGAAUGUGUCCACCUUAAUCAACACAAUGGAGGCCAAGGAAUAGACUGGUUUAUAUUUGCACUGUGUGUCAAAGAGCAGUCAAAAGAAGAUGGUCCAAAAAAUUACCUUCGCAUGGUCCAUAGACCAUUUGAUGGUAAUGAUUGAAAAAAAAGGUGACUAUUUGAACCAGCCUCCAAAAACACCAAUUUCUGUUUAAAAAUAAAGCUCGUUAGCAAAUUUUCAUCAUACGAACAGGAUGGCUGGUUAUAAUUGGUUGUAAUUAACAUAGUACCUGAGGAAUGAUUGUUAAAUUUAGAAAUAAAGAUACUUAGAAUAAAAACUCGUUUCAUAAUAAACGUCCAGUUAUUUAAGGUUUUGGCUUUCUGGGAAGAUUCUCUGCAGUAGUCAGCCUAGCUAUAAUUUACUUAAACCUUUACAUUAGAAUUUAAUGAUUUUUCUAUGUGUUUUCAACUGUCAAGCUUUCUUACUGUAGAUGAUUACUGAUUGUUGGAUUGCUUCAUGUUUGUUCCAUGACAUCUUCCAUUUUACAGCUCCAUUCUUUUCAACUGACAGUAUAGUGCAAAAUGCCACUUGCUACUACUCUCUCUGCAUAGGUUGUUCAGUGUUUUAUGUUAAAUUGCUCAAAAUUAACAGAGAGAAGCGUGAAGCGUGGGUUAGUGUGUGAGAGCAAGGGAGAGACUGGGCCGUGUGCUGUGAGUGAGUGAGUGAGUGAGUGAGUGAGUGAGUGAGUGAGUGAGUGAGUGAGUGAGUGAGUGAGUGAGUGAGUGAGUGAAAGAGAGAGAUUUUACAAAAAUGCUCGUUUAGGAAUUUAUUUAUUUUCGAUCAAAAUAAAGAGUUGUGACAUCUUCAGAAAAUAUAUCCUUCUAAAAAACUGCUUGAAAA